AAUUAAAAUUACUCACUCAACUCUCAACACUGAUAGAAAAUGGAGGGAAAGCGUUCAACUCCAAAACCCAGCGAUUUGCUUUACAAAAUCAGAGAUUUUAGUCGUUCGAUUCUCGUAGAUAUUUGCAAUGGACGAUCUCCAGUGGUUUCGAUCAAUAAAUUCAGAACUUAUUGCACGAAUUCCGCUGAAAAUUGUUUAUGCAGCUCCAAUUUGCCAGUAGGAACAGAGGUACUUACCUUGCGAAGGCAACCACAUGCUCACAGGAUAGAUGUUUUGCUAAGGGUGUUGCUAAUAGUUCAGAAGCUUCUACAAGAAAACAAACAUGCUUCAAAACGAGAUAUAUAUUAUACUUAUCCAUCUUUAUUUUCAGAUCAGUCUAUUGUAGAUCGUGCCAUAAAUGAUAUAUGCAUACUCCUUGAGUGUAGUCGCCACAAUUUAAAUGUAGUAUCUGUCGCAAAAGGGUUGGUGAUGGGCUGGAUUAGGUUUUCUGAAGACGGAAAGAAGUUUGAUUGCAUAACUAAUCCUAAUAUUGCUCAACCUGUUCCUGUCCAAGCUGAAGAUGUUCAAGAUAUUCUUAGUUUUGCUGAAUACAUCUUAGUUGUUGAGAAGGAGUCAGUUUUCCAGAGACUGGUGAAUGAUAAGUUUUGCAGCCACAAUCGAUGCAUUGUCAUUACAGGGCGUGGAUACCCAGAUGUUCCUACAAGAAGAUUUUUGCGCCUCCUUACUGAGAAGCUGCACGUUCCUAUAUAUUGCUUGGUGGAUUCUGAUCCAUAUGGGUUUGACAUCUUGGCCACUUAUCGAUUUGGCUCACUGGAAAUGGCGUAUGAUGUGGAAUUUCUUUGCGUACCGGAUAUCUGCUGGCUUGGUGUUUUUACAUCUGAUUAUGAAAAUUAUGCUUUUCCUUCACAGUGUCUCCUUCCCUUGACUACUGAAGAUAAGAAGAAAAUUGAAGCACUGUUACAUAGGUGUUACCUGCAGCAUGAGGAGCCACAUUGGAGACUGGAACUAGAGAGGAUGCAGGAUAAAGGUGUAAAGUUUGAGGUUGAAGCAUUGUCUGUCCACUCACUUUCCUUCUUGUCAAAGGAGUACUUGCCAUCAAAAAUCCAAUGCAUGUCCCAAAUGUCUCGUUUGAUGUCGUUUUGAUGGACUAUUUUUCCUUGUCUCCAGUUCCGUUACAAACAGGGACCCAGUGUGGAAGAACUUGGAUUAAAAAACUACAGAAGAUGCUGAAAAUGAAACCAAUUGAGGAUUUAUCCAGACAAGUAUAAAGAUGUGAUGGAUUCUUCAGCCACCUGUGCUUUACUAAGGCAUGAUUGGAUUGCAGGUUUUUGUUCGCGUCAAGAAUUACAACUCCUGUAUAAUAUGUUAUCCUCAUCUUCCGCCUGGAACUAAUUGUCAACCUAGUACUGUUGUGAAAUCUAAACUAGUAACGUGACAACUUUUUGAUCAGAUUUGUUACGUACCUCUUGUUAAGUACUCCGUACUCGGCAUAUUCUCAGUACAGUGGAUCAUUUGAACCAUGGCCUAUGAGCAUAACUUUUCAGGAAAGCAACAAACAAAAGGCUUUGUGUUGGCAUUGUAACAGAACUGGCCACAUUGCACGUGUGAUCGAGAGUAUUAAGCUUCAUAUAAUUUCUCUUAUUUUGGCCCUUAGUAGGAAAAUUAUUAGAGAAAUUUGUAUGAAUAUGCUAUACUAUACAAACAAACAAAAGGCAAAUAAUUACCAUUAUUUGCUUAGUUGUAGCUAAGAAUUACAAGAAUGUCAAGUGUAAUCAAGAAUACUGUAACAAAUGAUUUUUUGUUUGU
Molecule: messenger RNA, 1806 nt
Organism: Chenopodium quinoa (quinoa)
Lineage: Eukaryota; Viridiplantae; Streptophyta; Magnoliopsida; Caryophyllales; Amaranthaceae
Product: meiotic recombination protein SPO11-1-like
Exons: 18
Coding region: 40-1143 (367 amino acids)
Biological process (GO): meiotic DNA double-strand break formation; reciprocal meiotic recombination; meiotic DNA double-strand break processing
Cellular component (GO): nuclear chromosome
Molecular function (GO): DNA topoisomerase type II (double strand cut, ATP-hydrolyzing) activity; ATP binding; DNA binding
Source: RefSeq, a predicted model, not a curated record